UAGUGUCUUCGAUAACGCAAAAAAUGCCGCCAAAAUUAAAGGAGAGUAUAACUUUUGUGAUGAAUGUUGGAAUCGUCCAACCUGGGACACAAAGUAAUUUGCAACUGUUGGACAAAGAGAAGUUUAUUCUUAAACAUAUUAUUCAAAAAAAGAUAUUUCUACGUCCUAAGGAUGAAAUGGGAGUGAUAUUGAUGGGCUCAGAUAGUAGUACAAGCGACAGUAUUACAGGAUUAGAUAAUGCACAGGAAUUAUGUAACAUGCAAAUUGGAAAUUGGAAUUUGAUAAAAAGCAUUGAGAAACUGCAACCCACAAAUCAGAUUUGUUCUUGGAUGGAUGCAAUUUAUGCUGCAGUCGAAUAUAUUAAACACGAAUGCGUAGAUAAAUGUGAGAGGAAAAUAAUCCUGUUGUCUUCUUUCACCGAAGAGGAAAAUGUUGUUGAUGUAUUUCAAGCAGAGGAUAUAAUAGAAAUACUAAAUUCAGAAGCAAUUUCACUCAUAGCAAUUGGAGAAAGAGCAUUACAUGAUAUAGAUGAAGAUUCUCAAACACCCAGUGAAGCACUACUUAUGAAUGUUCUACAACAGAUUAAUGGUCAGUAUCUCACAUUUGAUCAUGCUAUGUCAGAUGUGCGCUUCUACAAACGGCCAUCUACUAAACCGCUUCUAUGGCGUUGUCUGAUGGAAUUGGGCGAAUUAUGCAUACCGAUCGCUGGAAUUUCUAAAAUGCCGAGUGAAAUGAAAUUACCGGAAAUGAUAUUGAUGGGUAAGACAAGUACGUCCAAUACACCCGAUAAAGAAGUACCAAUUAAGAAUGUUGUACAAUGGAUGGACAACAAUAAGACCAUUCAUACAGAAGAAGAUAUUAUCCGUGGUUAUGUGUACGGUGGCAAGGCUAUUCCUGUUUCGGAUGAAGCUAAAAAAGCCAUGACUCCCAAAAACAAUGAAAAAAGUUAUAAGAUCCACGGUUUUACAAAGAGAGAAAAUAUUCCUAUGGAAUAUUGGCUGUCGGAUGGUUCUUACGUUAUUAUACCUGCUAACGAGGCAGCGAGUGCGCCAUUUUAUAGUCUAGUGCAAGCCAUGGUUGACAAAAAUGUUGUCGCGAUAGUAGAGAAGAUUUAUAGAGCAAAUACCGAAGCUAACAUGGUGGCAUUAUUUCCAAGUGUUGACAUAGAGAAUGAACCAUGGUGUCUUAUUGAGAUCGGUUUGCCAUUUGAGCGAGAUUAUGGAGCAAUAGCGCAGAAACCAUUGAAAGGCGUGAUGAAUCAACUGUCGCAGGAGCAGGAUAACGCAAUAGAUGAUCUGUUAAAAUCCUUAGAAUUACCUGAUGCUGCCGAUGAUGAUACAAUCAGUAGUAGUGAGAAAUAUUUACCGGGAUAUAUGCCGGAUCCUGGAACGCAACACAUGUGGGAUGUAUUAACAGUUCGUGCGCUUAAUCCAGAUAAACCGUUGCCGCCUAUCGCCGACGAUCUAUUGAAUCUUUUAGAGCAACCUGAAUUCAUAAAAGCAAAAUGCAAACCAGUGACCGAAAGAAUCAAAAACUUGUUUUUCUUAGAAAAAAAGAAGCCGCUUAGGAAGCGUAAAACACAAGAGGACGAUAAUAAACAAUCUGAUGCUAAUGAUGAUGCGCCUAUGACAUUUAAAGAAGAGCAAAGAGAUACUGGCAACAAUGAUGUAGACGAUAUCUCUGAUUUGUGCAGUUUCAAUUUUGAUGAUAUUGCUGAUAUAUAGGAAACUGCUGGCAGUAAUUAUUUUGGCAAUUACGUUACAAUACUAUACUUCUUGGAUCAUAUCUUGAUUCACAUUAUAUAAUCAACGAUUUAGAAACCAGAAACCAUUUAAUAAUAUAUUUUUGAAAUACAUAUUGAAUUAAAUUAAUUGCGAUGCGUUUUAGAUUUAAUAAACAAUAAAAGGAUGCAAUAUUAAUAUUGCAGUGAGAAAUAUAUAGAAUUUCUUUUUUCUAGAA
Molecule: messenger RNA, 1959 nt
Organism: Atta colombica
Lineage: Eukaryota; Metazoa; Arthropoda; Insecta; Hymenoptera; Formicidae
Product: X-ray repair cross-complementing protein 5-like
Exons: 13
Coding region: 24-1724 (566 amino acids)
Biological process (GO): double-strand break repair via nonhomologous end joining; cellular response to X-ray; cellular response to gamma radiation
Cellular component (GO): Ku70:Ku80 complex
Molecular function (GO): telomeric repeat DNA binding; DNA helicase activity; double-stranded DNA binding
Source: RefSeq, a predicted model, not a curated record